UGUCGCGUCGCGGUUUCCAUGAAGGCUGCCGUGGUUGGGAGUGUGGGCAGCAGGGCCUGCUGACACGGUGAGCAGUUUUUGCAAAAAUAUAACCCUGGUUUUUAUCCCAGGCCAUGAUAAAGUCCCAGUUGAAGUUGGGGAAAUACAUUUAAUGGUGAUCGGAGGUGCAAUCUGGAAAUCGAUAAGAAACAGACUGGCAAGAAAGUUUUUAAUAGAGGAUUCGCUAACGGAAAACAGAAAGUUGGAACAAAUGGGUGAAUUUCAGUUUAUCGCAAAGACCAUGACUUUGCACUACAGUGGCCCUGAUUCUCUGUACUGUUGACACUGACUUCCCUGGGCAAUGCUCCAAGUAUCAAACUACAGCCUUGUGCUGUCAGUACAAUUCAUUAUAAUGAUCUUCGAUCUGUUCGCCAAUUCCUUCUCCGAACUUUUAUUAACAGAACCAGUCGUUCCUCUAAUAAUAUUCAUUAUACAAGACAUUGGAAUCCUCUUCAAUAUCAUCAUCAUCUUCCUUAUGUUCUUCAACACAUUUGUCUUUCAAGCAGGGUUGGUCAAAUUGUUGAUUCACAGGUUUACAGGAACCAUUAUUGUCUCUGGGAUUUACUUUUUACUGAGUGUCAGCUUUCAUGUUUGGAUUCAGAAUCUGCGAUGGCGGAACCGUUACAAGUUUGUGUGGACAAAUUGGCUUCAGGCAUUUUUUGUCUUCCAACGGUUUGCUGCUAUUUUAUACUAUUACUGCUACAAAAGAACCACGCUUUGCCUUGGAGACCCUCGAUUAUAUGAAGACUCAGAAUGGCUCCGAAAUGAAUUUUUCCGUGUCCGAAAAUAAGAUGGCAGAGCAAUGCAUGGUGCAAUACUCUAUAUUUAAAAUGGAGAUUUAAAUGUGCAAAUUUGAAUAAAAUAGAGCAUAAUAACUUUGAGUUUCCUACCUGUAUUUAUAGAAAAUGUAAUAUUGUUUCAAGACUUGUACACAAAUAUAAUUAUUUUGACCUUGAGCAGUAAGGUGGUUAUUCUCUGAGCAUUUCACUGCUAAAUCAUGCAGUUGCCAUAAUUAGUUUUUCUCUGUAAAAUCAUUAUGAAUUUUGUUUAACUCUCAUUGAUAAGAAAGAUUUUUUGCUAGUUUUCUCCCAUAUUAUUACCUUCCUUACUGAAGGCAUAUACUUCUGCUGUGGAACAGUUCUGUGGCAUUGCUAAUUCUUCAAAGUGCAAAUUUGUUUUGAUUUAAAAGUCCAUGCUUUUGCUUCUCAGCAUUUGUGUGGUACUGCCUGAAAAUAGCAAUAUUUUUGUAGUCACUCCAACUGCCCCUCUUUUUUUUAAAAAAGGUUGAAUAACACCAUAGAAUUAUGUUCCCAGUAUAUGUUGUGCUGAAGUAUUGUGCUAUUUUCAGGGAGCUGGAUGGGCUAGGGAAGUUGUUAGAAUUUUGCAAGCUAUGUUGCUCUACAGGAGGGAUGCAAACUGGGAAAAGGUUUUGUACAUCUCCAGAUUAUUGAUUCAGAAAAGGCAUGAUGAGCUGUGCCCCUGAGCUAGUUCCCACCAUUAACCCUACAAAAGAGGUACCGAUGAUCUUAAUACACUACUUGAGAGACAGGAACUAGCAGAUUGAUCUGCAAUUGUUUUAAAUUUUUCACUCUAUAUUUUAAUGUUGUUGUAUGUAUCCACUUAGAGCCUAAUUUUUAAAAUAUUUUUAUUCUUUAUAUAUUUGAGUCAAAAUGGUGUGCAGUACUUAGGUUUGCUUUGAUGUACAAUUUCAACUCUGCAAUUUCAUUUGAAAAAUGUGUUAUGUCAGAACAUUUAAGACCUGCUACUUUCAUCAUUAUAGAUAUAUUGAUUAAUGUUCUUGUAUUAAAAUAUUUGUUUAUUUUGUGAACCAGAUUAGUAUGACAACUUUUAUAAUAGAGUAUUUUCUCAAAUAUUUCUGUACUAUGAUUGUUUUGUA
Molecule: messenger RNA, 1936 nt
Organism: Pristis pectinata (smalltooth sawfish)
Lineage: Eukaryota; Metazoa; Chordata; Chondrichthyes; Rhinopristiformes; Pristidae
Gene: tmem138
Product: transmembrane protein 138
Exons: 6
Coding region: 341-829 (162 amino acids)
Cellular component (GO): cilium
Source: RefSeq, a predicted model, not a curated record